ACGAAAAUGGCUAUCAGGCAGCCGACAUCCGAGUCCUCUUCGUCCUUCACGUACUUCUCGGUAGUGUCCACCACCAUCCUUAGCGAUUCCCGGACACACCCAGGUAUGCGGCAUAUGGUGCGAACGCCCAGCUUGAAGUGAUCAUCCCGUUGCUCGGCGGUGAGGCUGCGGAGAUAAUCAAGCCCACGCUGCGGGAAAAUGCCUCUCGAGCGAAACCAGUGGGAGUCGUGGGGCGGGUCUGGUGGUGGACCUGAGGGAGGUGGAGGUCCUCCGCCGUUUGGGGGCGGCCCAUUGCCGCCCGAGUCACCAUCUCCUGCUCCGCCAUCCCCCGGGUCACCGGGUGGCGGGCCGGGUGGCGGGCCGGGUGGCGGGCCGGGCGGCGGCGGGGGUGCGAAUCCGCCUCCACCUCGAGCACCGCGGAGCCCCACUUGGUCUCCACGCGUUCCUCUACCGCGACCUCUCCCCCGAGCUCGGCGCGGCGGCGGUACGGGCUGCGAAGCACCACCUUCACCAUCCCCGCCUCGCCCCGUCGUAUCACGGUCAUUUAAGGGCAUGUCUCGGGUGUCUAGAGCCGGGUUGACCGUGUCUCGGUUGAUCGAAGGCGGUGGCGGUGGCGGGGGAGGCGGAGGGGGUGGGGGUGGGGGUGGUGGUGGUGUCGGUGGAGGUGGGGGUGAUGGAGGAGGCGGUUGAGAGCCUCCUUCCGGCUUCGAAGCGGAGGGCGGCGGGGGAGGGUUGGGCGCAGUCUGCUGUCGUCGCAACUCACGGGCCCGACGGCCUCUCCCCCUGUGUUGCCCCACCUCCCGCUGACGGAAGCAUUGACCGCCACAGAAAGCCGUACAUAUCAUACAUCUGCCAAAACCUCUGCUCCUUGCUGAGCGCCGGCGGGCGUCUGCCGGCGGCUGAGAGGAGGGCGUAGGGGCGGCGGAGUCAUCAAGCCAAGCUGACAGAACGUCUCUCGAGUCGCGAAGCCCUUCUGGAGGAUCCGGGUUCUCCGGAUCAAAGCCUUCACGUGCUGCAAUCUCCGGUGCGGCUGAAGGUCGUGUGUCGUCCCACGCAUUGAGGAUGUCCUCCGAUUCUCGAAGGCCCCCGGGCGGGUCACGAUUGUCCGGAUCGUAGCCUUCGCGCGACGUCAUGUCAGCCAGAGCCUCAGGUCUGCCAGGGGGAAGCGUGGGGCGAUCGCCGCCAUUUGGCCCCGCCGCCAAAGAUGGGUCCGCACCC
Vitrella brassicaformis is the source of this 1218-nucleotide messenger RNA. The record is from the annotation of a GenBank genome assembly. NCBI's taxonomy places the organism in Eukaryota, Vitrellaceae.